Molecule: messenger RNA, 4333 nt
Organism: Brassicogethes aeneus
Lineage: Eukaryota; Metazoa; Arthropoda; Insecta; Coleoptera; Nitidulidae
Source: the annotation of a GenBank genome assembly
UGGAAAGUAACCAGGUUUAUUUUUCUGUGUAUUUUGCAUAAAAAUGUUGGUAUGUAAUAAAGUGAUCGAGAACAACAAUCACCGAAUUUGCAGGAACAAUGCGAUAUAUCAAUAAAAUGUGCGGUCGGUUUAUAUGUUAAAUUUAAGCUGUGAUGUGCUGUGAACUGAAGUGUAGUGAUGAUGUUUAAUGGAUUUUCUUUACUCGGGGCUCAUGAGAGCUUUUAUGUGUAAACUGAUGCUAUUUUGACGUAUUUCCAAAUAAAAUACAUCAUGCCCAGUUCUAAUACAAUAAGAGUCGAGGAAUUUAUUAAUGAAACUAAAGAAGACUACAACUCGCCUAUAACAUCCAAUUUCGUAUCUCGGAUGCAACAAUGUCGAAAUACAAUCACCUCCAUGGAAGAGACACUAGAUUACGACCGAGAUGGAUUGACCAAAAUGAAAAAGGCCAUCAAGGCCAUACACACAUCGGGAAAUACCCAUGUGGAUAAUGAGGCGUACCUGGCCAAGGCGUUGGAGAAAAUCGGCCAGAAUGCGCAAAACAAGGAGCAAGAGGACACGAUAGGCAACGCGUUCAAGAAAUUCGCCGUGGUGACGUCCGAGCUGUCGGCUCUGAUGAAAACGCUGAUGCAGAAUCUGAACAACAUCGUGAUGUUUCCGCUGGACAAUCUGCUGAAAGGCGACUUGCGGGGCGUGAAGGGCGACUUGAAGCGGCCCUUCGAUAAAGCUUGGAAGGAUUACGAGAGCAAGUAUUCGAAGAUCGAGAAGGAAAAGAAACAACAGGCCAAAGAUGCCGGGCUAAUACGUAAUGAGAUUACGCCCGGCGAGAUUGCAGACGAAAUGGAAAAAGAAAGGCGGCUGUUCCAAUUGCAGAUGUGCGAGUAUUUGAUUAAGUACAAUGAAAUCAAGACCAAGAAGGGGAUAGACUUGCUCCAAAACUUAGUCGAAUAUUAUCAUGCUCAAACAAAUUACUUUCAAGAUGGAUUGAAAACCAUCGAACAUUUCGGUAAUUAUGUCGCCGAUCUCAGCGUUAAAUUGCAAAAAAUCCGGCAGACUCAGGACGAGGAGAAGCGAAAAUUGACCGAUUUGAAGACUAAAAUUACUCCCAGUAUCGAGAAAGAGCAAAUACUGGAAUGUAUUUCUUUUAAGGUCGGACCUUCGAGCGACAAGGGCGCAGCAGGGUACUCCUUGCACCAAUUGCAAGGCGACAAAAAUCACGGCGUCACCAAGACCGGGCACUUGCUGAAAAAGUCCGAGGGAAAGAUGCGCCGCGUGUGGCAGAAGCGCAAAUGCCGGGUACAGGCCGACGGCUACUUGGACAUCUGCCACGCCGACGAGACGAAACCGCCGACGCGCGUCAACCUCCUCACCUGCCAGAUCAAAAUUGUGCCCGACGACAAACGAGGAUUCGACCUGAUUUCCUAUAACCGAACGUACCACUUUCAAGCCGAAGACGAAGCCGAUCAGAGAGCCUGGAUGUCAGUAUUAAUUAAUUGUAAAGAUAUGGUUCUCAUGAAGGCCUUCGACGACAGCAGCAAAACGGGCGGCGACAAAGUCAAUCACAGCUUCAUCGAACUGCAACAGGCUAUAAUAAAAUACAUACAGAAAAUACCGGGCAAUGAGCGCUGCUGCGACUGCAACUCGCAAAACGAUGCGACUUGGUUGUCGACAAACUUCGGCAUUAUAGUGUGCAUCGAGUGUUCGGGGAUACAUCGCGACCUAGGCGUCCACAUAUCCCGCAUACAAUCUCUAACGCUCGACAACGUCGGCACCAGCCAACUGGUUUUGGCUCGCUUCAUGACCAACAACAACUUCAACGAGGUCAUGGAGGCUCAGCUGGCGCCCAACGAAAAGCUGGCGCCCUCCAGCUCGAUGGAGGAGCGCCUGAACUUCAUCAGGGCCAAGUAUCUCGACAAGAGAUACGUUCUGAGGACCUGCGAGUCGGACAGGGAGAAGAUGUACGAGCUUGAGAACGCUGUCAAUCGGGGCGAUUUAUCCAACUUGCUGCAGAUUUUCGCCGAGAACGUCGACCUAAGCGCCCCGCUACCCCUUUCUAAGUUCGGCGAGACGGCCCUACACAGGGCCAUAAUCAACGAGUACAAACGCAGCCUGCACAACGAGGCGGGCCGCAGUCUGCACAUCGUCGACUUCUUGAUUCAAAACAUGUCGAAUUCCUCCAUCGACAAGCCGACGUCGCCGCCGCUCUCGUCGGACUCUUCCGGCUCCAAUACGGCCUUGCAUUUGUGCGCGCUCUACGACGCGGUCGAAUGCAUGAAGUUGCUGCUGAGAAGCGGGGCGGACGCGAACGUGAGGAAUUCGCAGAACAAGACGCCCAUGGAUAUCGCGCAAGAUUUGGGACACAACACUUGUCAGGAGCUGUUGCAAAAUGCGGCGAAUCGUUUGAAGAACUUCUUCGAUAACAUUACGAUCGAGUGGAAUCUCUCGCACGACGACGGUUCCACCGAUUUUUCCGACGAUGAUACCAUCAUCGAGGACAGGUAUGCUUUUUAUAACUUCCAGAACGGAUCGCUGACGCCGGAGAAGAAAAACCGAUCCAGGCCGCCAAGUUACACAACAUUCACUGGUAACGUACACGGUAGCCUCAAAAAACGCGUAGCGCCGCUACCACCACCCACGGGCUCGAUAUACGGAACUCUACCGAGCAGCCACAGCAGAACCCCUUCGGAUCCGAUGGCCACCGGCUACCACACCCUCAACUACACACACAAGCGCUCCCCAAGCUCUGACUCAAGCUCAGGCAGAUCUGUGAUACAAACAGGAACUAAACUAGUCAUGUCCGAAUGCAAGAAUUCGGACAAAUUGGGUCUUGUGAGGCGGCCGCAGAACCCGCCGCCGCCGGCGCCGAACCCGCGCCUGUCGAACGGGAGAUCGAACGAGAGCAUUUCUUCGAUGACUUCGGACAUUGAGAUGACCGGCGUGGCGCAUAAUCCGAUACCCCCGCCUAGAAGAAGAAAAAUACGGGAGAGUUUGGAUUGUAGUACGGGCCAGCAUAACGAUGAUAAUUCUAGUCUGGCGUCCGAUUCGCCUCCGAAUCGGAUUUCGUCUAGUCCGAUAUCGACCGGAUCGCUGUGCUCGCCGCGCUCCGGCCGUUUCUCUUACACGCCGAACGGCGGGCCGGGCGGCGGGCCGCGGCGUUGCAAGGCGCUCUACGAUUGCAACGCCGACAACGACGACGAGCUGUCGUUCAGAGAGGGCGAGAUCAUAAUCGUGACGAACGAGCACACGGAAGACGACAAUUGGAUGGAGGGCGUGGUGGAGAACGAGCCCAACAGGGCCGGCAUGUUCCCGAUCAGUUUCGUCCACAUGCUGUCAGAUAUUAACUAGGUGUCGUCGAGUAUUAAAAGUCUAUUUUUGUGUAUAUGGUUUCGAGAACCACCCCCCCUUCCCCUUUCAAGCUUCACGCACCCCUACUUGUCCCCCCACACAAUUAAGUUAAUGUACGCCUCGAGAAUACAACCAGAGAGUGUAAGUAACACCUGCGCAUUGAUGAUGUAUAAUAUAAUAUUAAUAUACAACAUAUAACAAAAUGAUUUUUAUUAUAUGGGUGAUGAUGAAUAAUGAAGAUUUACCACACCAUGAUAAUUUUGUUAAUAUGAAUGAUAUCGCCCCGUCAAAUUAUUAUUUAAUCUUUAUAAAUAUGGCGAUGUACGAGGAGCGCAUGCUCAAUACAAUUUAAACAAUUUAAUUUAAGCUUUUGUCAGUGUCCAGCAAUUUGGUGUUAGGUGUAGCAUUUGUUGAGCAAAUAGCUAAGAAAUUAGACAUUGUUUUACUAUACUUUUUAUUAACUUUAUACAAAUUAAUAGAAAUCCCUUUAUUACAUUUUUUAAAUGCCAUAAAUUGUUAAAUAAAUAUUUCUUUAAUUCUACUAAAAAGUGUUUAGUAUUGACUUUGUUGUUGUAGUAUGCCUGUCAAUUUUGGAUUCUUCACUUACAUUUAUCGAGAUUAAAGACAAUUUUAGACUACUGUUAAGGAUAGUUAUCUUCUAGUUGUUUAAGCGUUUUAAACAUUAUUCCCACCUGUUGUACAUAUGAAAAAAUAAAGGUCAAGACUAAAUAAUUUUUUGACAGGGUUUAAAUUAAGCUAAACAUAUUUAUUAAUACAAGUUAUAAAAAUACAUGUUAUUGUAGUCAAAGUUACCAUUAUUUUCUUAUUUGUGUACUUACUUUUUACUAUAAAAUUGUAUUUUAACACUCGCAUCUUUGUAUAUAACUUCUGUUGUAUUACUCAUUUUUAUUUAUUAAAUAUUACAUGUAAAAUUUAACUGAUGUAGUUUCCUUUGUUGAUUUAUGUUUCUAAAUUUGAUUUAUUAAAAAAA